AUGCGCAAGCUUUCGAAUUCCGGUCUGGAAAAUGACCACCCGGAGGUCUCGACCCCCAAGAGGCCACGGACGGCGCUAUCGCAAACGAAUGGCGCGUUGAAUGGCCACGCGCCGAGUCUUCCUCUCCCGAACGGCGAUGCCACCUACGAGCUUCCCGAGGCACCACGAGGCCAAUCCACCCCAAAAAAGGCCAACGGAGUGGCUGCGACACCGUUGAAGGAAUCCGGGUUGAAGACGCCGACUCAUAAAUCCAAGGCUCGAUCUCUGUUUGCGACACCCACGAAGCCCAAGUCGGCGGCUGCCGCGACGCCGUCUAGGAUUAAGAACGCCGAUCGAUCUGCGAAGAAGAAGAGUGCUCGAGUCCUCUUCGAACAGGACGAGGAUGCCGCUUGGGAUGGUUCGGAGCAGCUUGCGGAAGAGAUCCUCCAGGAUGACGAGCCCGAGGCUGACAAGACUGCCGAGCCAAUGGUGGAAAGCGUCGAGGGUGAAGAUGGAGAGAAACCAAAAGGAAAGGAGACCAAGGCACCAAAGCGACGGGCAGGUCGACCCAAGGGUGCGAGGAAUAAGCGAUCACCGACACCCGACGGUGAACUGCCACCGCACGAGCGCUACUUUUUCCAGAAUCGCGCUGGGACGGCAAAGACGUCAAAUACCACAUUAAACAAGGUCUCGCUCUUGACACACGAAGAAUAUUUUGAGAAGCUUGGCCAAUAUGUGGAUCCGUGCAAGGACGAGAAAGAAUAUCUACUUUCCUUGCACCAUCGAUCGUUCCCACAAUGGUAUUUUGAAUUUGAAGAAGGGUUCAAUAUCUGCUUAUUUGGAUACGGUUCCAAACGCAGGCUCGUACAGCAAUUUGCAGAUUGGCUCUAUCACAAGCGCUCUGCAUCUGGAAGCGCUCCACCUAUCGUUAUCGUCAAUGGUUACACCCCAGGUAUCUCGAUCCGCUCGAUCUUUGCUACGAUCGCAACGGCCAUCUUGGGUGAGGAUCUACCAUCUAAAUUGGGUGCGCAGCCAACCGAGGUACUCGAACUUCUUCAAUCAGCGCUCAAGUCUCGACCUACCACGGAAGAGCCGAUCACGGUUCUAAUCAACUCGGUCGAUGCGCCGCCGCUGCGUCGUGCCUCCAAUCAAGCUCUACUUGCUCGUCUGGCCGCUACACCUCGAAUUCGCCUUCUGCUCACUGCAGACACUCCCAACUUCGCAACGAUGUGGGACAUCAGUCUACGUGAUCAAUUCAACCUGGUCUUCCAUGACAGCACGACCUUCACACCCUUUGCCGUGGAGACCAAUGUGGUGGAGGAAGUUCACACCCUGCUUGGCCGUAAAGGCCAGCGAGUUGGUGGAAAGGAUGGCGUGGGCUUCGUGCUGAAGAGUUUGCCCGAGAACGCACGUAACCUGUACCGCCUCUUGCUCACAGAAGUCAUCACCGUCAUGGAUGACGGCCACCAGUCUGACGACGAAGGUGCCGCGGAGAGCGGAGGUCGAAGCGCCGAGGAACAUGGCAUUGAGUUCCGCCUGCUCUACCAAAAGGCGACUGAGGAAUUCAUCGCAUCUUCAGAGAUGAUGUUCCGCACGUUGCUGAAAGAAUUCCACGACCAUCAAAUGAUCACCUCACGCAUGGAUCCCAGCGGAAUGGAGAUCCUCGGCGUGCCGCUAUCUCGGGACGAGAUGGAAGGCGUGUUGGAAGAUUUAGUGUUAGGAUGA
Molecule: messenger RNA, 1704 nt
Organism: Penicillium brasilianum
Lineage: Eukaryota; Fungi; Ascomycota; Eurotiomycetes; Eurotiales; Aspergillaceae
Source: the annotation of a GenBank genome assembly